GAAUUUCGAACAGUGAUGCCAUUUAUGGCGUAAAUAUCGUGCAAAAUCGUAAUAUUUUUUAUUGCAAAAAAACAUAAAAAUAGAUACGCGCCAUAUAUAUUCGUAAAUUGGAAUCAAAAUUGGUGCACGUUUUCGGAAAAGCCGCUCUUCUGAACAUUUACCAAACAUACAUUUUUGUUUGCGUUGUUGAGAACUUAACCCGCUAUUAAACCGAUAGGUGGCCUGCAGGCUUUAAUAUUUUAAGAAAUAAUUUGCAGAGUCCAGCUACGUCAGUUCGUUGACAAAUGUAGUGUCAAACAAUUAUUAUUAGUGAAUAUAUUAUUGGCGGUAAAGGUAAAGGUUGUAUGGAAAGUAAUAAACAUGGAUACCGAGCUCCCAUUAAGCCGCAUAAGGACAAUUAUGAAGAGUUCAUUGAAUACUGGGCAAAUAACAAAUGAAGUACUUUUUCUUAUGACCAAAUCUACAGAAAUGUUCAUUCAAAAACUAACAGAGGAAGCUUAUGGUAGAAUGAAGGAUGAUAACACACUGAAAUAUAAACAUUUAUCGCAAUAUGUGCAAAAAGAGAAGAAUUUAGAAUUUUUGUUGCAAAUUGUUCCAGCCAAAAUUAAAGUUAAAGAUUUCAAAAAUAUACUGGAAAUAGGAGAUGGAAACUCAUCAUCAGAGAGUGAGGAUGAAAGACAGAUGAAGUAAUUUCCCUGAAGCUGAUUAAGGAUGAAACUAUUUUUAAUAUUUAAUUUAUAAAUGUAUAAUAAGAGACAGGUUUUAUAACUAAUAUACCGGCAGAUAUGUAAUUAUAAUUUUAUACUCGGAAUGUCA
Molecule: messenger RNA, 816 nt
Organism: Bactrocera latifrons
Lineage: Eukaryota; Metazoa; Arthropoda; Insecta; Diptera; Tephritidae
Gene: Chrac-16
Product: chromatin accessibility complex protein 1
Exons: 2
Coding region: 361-690 (109 amino acids)
Cellular component (GO): nucleus; CHRAC
Molecular function (GO): protein heterodimerization activity
Source: RefSeq, a predicted model, not a curated record